Lepus europaeus (European hare) is the source of this 2038-nucleotide messenger RNA. RefSeq names its product NUBP iron-sulfur cluster assembly factor 1, cytosolic (gene NUBP1). Gene Ontology annotation, biological process: iron-sulfur cluster assembly. NCBI's taxonomy places the organism in Eukaryota, Metazoa, Chordata, Mammalia, Lagomorpha, Leporidae. Gene Ontology annotation, cellular component: cytosol. The transcript is spliced from 11 exons. The record is from RefSeq and is a predicted model, not a curated record. The coding region runs from base 86 to 1051 and encodes 321 amino acids. Gene Ontology annotation, molecular function: ATP binding; ATP hydrolysis activity; 4 iron, 4 sulfur cluster binding.
GCGCCUGGAGGGGCAGAUUGGGCCCGCCGGGCGGAAAUGCGCCUCGGCCGGUUCCGGUGGCCGGGUCGGCGGCCAGGGUGGCGGCAUGGAGGAGGAGGUGCCUCACGACUGUCCGGGGGCUGACAGCGCCCAGGCGGGCCGAGGGGCCUCCUGUCAGGGAUGCCCCAACCAGCGGUUGUGUGCCUCUGGGGCUGGCGCCGCUCCGGACCCGGCCAUAGAGGAGAUCAAGGAGAAAAUGCAGACGGUGAAGCACAAGAUCCUGGUGUUGUCCGGAAAGGGCGGUGUUGGCAAGAGCACCUUCAGCGCCCACCUCGCCCACGGGCUGGCAGAGGAUGAGAACACGCAGGUCGCUCUCCUAGACAUUGACAUAUGUGGGCCGUCCAUCCCCAAGAUAAUGGGAUUGGAAGGAGAACAGGUUCACCAGAGUGGCUCGGGCUGGUCUCCGGUGUACGUGGACGACAACCUGGGGGUGAUGUCGGUGGGCUUCCUGCUGAGCAGUCCCGACGACGCCGUCAUCUGGAGAGGACCCAAGAAAAACGGCAUGAUCAAGCAGUUCCUCCGUGACGUGGACUGGGGCGAGCUGGACUACCUCAUCGUGGACACCCCACCCGGGACAUCGGACGAGCACCUCUCGGUCGUCCAGUACCUGGCCGCGGCACACAUCGAUGGGGCUGUGAUCAUCACCACCCCGCAGGAGGUGUCGCUCCAGGACGUGCGGAAGGAAAUUAACUUCUGCCGCAAGGUGAAGCUGCCCAUCGUCGGGGUGGUGGAGAACAUGAGCGGCUUCGUCUGCCCCAAGUGCAAGAAAGAGUCGCAGAUAUUCCCCCCGACGACAGGGGGCGCGGAGGCCAUGUGCCGGGACCUGGCCGUGCCCCUGCUCGGCCGCGUGCCUCUGGAUCCACUCAUAGGCAAGAGUUGUGACAAAGGCCAGUCUUUUUUUGCUGAAGCGCCGGACUCACCAGCCACAUUAGCCUACAGAAGUAUAAUUCAAAGAAUCCAAGAGUACUGUGGCCUCCGCCAGUCAGAAGACAAGAACCCCGCGAGUUCCUGAGACAGAAGAGCAGCGAGGGCCACAGCCGCCAGAGCGUCCAGCCCGACCUGACCAGCUCGGGGACAGGUGGGGCCGCAGGCAGAAAGGGACCAGAGCGUGGCGUGGUUUGACGCCACUCGGAUCGUCUGACACCUGAACACUUCCCUGUAGAACAUAGGCCACGGGCUUUCCUUACAGGUGUGCCAUUUGUGAAAUAAAAAUGCUUCCUGGACCCCCACUCCCGCCCCGCCCGGGGCUGCUUGACGCGCACAGCAGGCUGUGGGGACGCGGCUCCAGCCAUGCAGGAGCCCAUCAGGUGCACAACUUCUGUCCAAGCUGUUUCUGCCUCUGUGCGUGACCAGCACCAGCGGUGUGCACGUGUGGCCUCACGGCAGGGGACACGGCCACAUCACACGGAGGGAGCUGUCAUCACGGUGAGCCCCAUGCUGGACACACUGCGCAGCCAAGCACAGCAAGGCGGCAACUCCAGGCUCGCCGUCCCUGCUGCGUGCCCGACAGCUGGGUCUGACACGCAGGAACUGAGACCAGCUGAGGGAAGAGGACGUUGCUGUCUUCUGUCCCACUCGGGCGUAAACGUAGAAGGCUGGGCAAAUCCCUUAGGUCUCUUGCUCCCGUUCUGUCAUCCCCGCCCCGGUCCCGUGCACGCCUGCCUGUGUUGGUCAGAUUUGCACGUGGUCUGUGGGAGGAACCCCUCUCCAGGGCACGAGGGUGCAGCGCCCGGGGCAGCCCCGCCACCUCACGGCCCGGGGAAGCGCUUCCCGCAGGUUCCCCGGCCCGAGGCUGCCAGACAGCCUUGACCCCCUAACACUGGGGACUCUCGAGCUUCUGACGUCACCUGGGCGGGCCCGCGAGGCAGAGGUCAGCUACAGCCUCUAUCCUGAGAUUAAACCUGCAAAGGCAGGGUGAGCCUGCUCAGAUCUGAAAGGCAUCACCUUCUCACCUCCAGAAAUACCUGCUGAGUUCAAUAAACACAGAUUCUUCCCUCAA